This is a messenger RNA of Cephus cinctus (wheat stem sawfly), 620 nucleotides long. RefSeq lists its product as uncharacterized. The record is from RefSeq and is a predicted model, not a curated record. Lineage: Eukaryota; Metazoa; Arthropoda; Insecta; Hymenoptera; Cephidae. Bases 18 to 569 code for a protein of 183 amino acids. The transcript has 2 exons.
AUACGGGAUUUUGUGCAAUGUGUGCUUUUCACAUUAACGAUCUUGCUCUGCAGAGCAUCGAGUUCAAUGUGACAAAAGACUUAGCUGCAUUCGGCGAGAUUAUAUUUCAACAAAAGCAGAAAUCUCUGCUAGACAAGAAGCGAAAACUUAACGAGUUACACUUAAAAGUUUGGAACAACGAGAAUACGAUUUGCGACGAUGUUUGGAAAUUCAGUCAAGAACAUGAUUUUUACACUAUCUUAAAACAGUACGACGAUGCUACAGAGAAGCGGAAUGAAAAAAUAAAACAUGGAAGGGGUAAAUACGUAACGGACAAUGAAAAAAAAAAAAUAUUUUAUUCAUUGUUUUUGCAUAAAUAUUAUACAGAUAUAGAAUGGGUGAAUAUUAGUGAGCUGAAUUAUGAAAUAGAGGCAAUCGAACAAGAAAUCUAUUAUUUAACUGAAAAUGAUUUAAAACAAAAGAAUUUAAAGGAAGCGUUGAAAGAUUUGGAGUUAGCUCAACGCUUUUCGAAGGAAAAUAAUGAUGUCAAAAGGUAUUUAUCUAUUAUGAUUGGAUUACGUAAGAACUAAUCGCAAUGUCUCACCAUAUGAAAAUCAUUCCAUAAUGAGUUUCUUUCCAUA